AUGGCUCCCGAAGCAGCAGUGUCUCUGCUUUCCUUGCGGCCCCAGCCAACCGACGAGCAGGUUGUGGGAGCUUUGCAGCCGUUCCUCCCUGCUUGGCGGCAAAGCCCUCGUGAUGCAACAGCUACACUGAGCUCCCUGGGAAAAGCAUUGAGAUCGUCUCUGGCAUGGCAGACUCUACGCAUGAUGCGCUUGAACGAGGUGGAGGCCAACAUCUUCCACUUCAGCUCGGCGAUCAGUGCCUGUGAGAAAGAGGCACAGUGGCAGCUGGCGCUACACAUUUGGUCAUCCAUGGGCUCAGCCUCUGUGGAUGCAAAUGUGUACAGCUUCAGCAGUGCUAUCGGUGCCUGCGAGAAAGCAAGCCAAUGGCCCGUUGCUCUGCACCUCCUGUUUGAGAUGUCUGAUGCAAGUGUGACGCCAAAUGUGGUGUCUUACAGCAGCGCCGUCAGUGCAUGCACUCAUGCCAGCCUUUGGCCAGAAGCAUUGAGCCUGCUCGAACUGAUGGCUGCUGCUUCCACAGAGCCCAAUGCGUUCACGUAUAAUGCGGCUAUGGUGGCAUGUACUUCGGCAGAGCAGUGGCAAAUGGCCCUGCUUGUCUUCACAGACAUGCUAGAAUCCCGGACGCGGCUGGACGCGUACAGCUACAGCAGCACGCUCGCCGCAUGUGCUGGAGGGAGCCUUUGGCAAGAGGGCCUGGCACUGCUCCGGGAGCUGUCGGACGCAGGCGUUGUCCACGAUGCUUGCUUCAAUGCAGCGAUCUCGGCAUGUGAGAAGGCUGGUCGAUGGGAGCAAGCUGUUGGAGUGCUGGAGCUGAUGGACUCUGCAGCCGUCGCAAAGGACACGAUCAGCUACAACGCUUCCAUCAGCGCCUGCGAGAAGGCAGGACGCCUCGAGGAGAGCCUUCUCCUGCUGCAAGCGAUGGAGCUGGCUGCCAUCCCGGCCGAUGUCAUAUCCUACAGCAGCGUCAUCAGCGCCUGCCAGAGGAGUGGUAGUUGGCAGAUGGCCAUGCACCUCCUCUUCGCGAUGCCCGAGCGACGCAUCUUGCCCAAUACAGUCGCCUUCAACGCGACGAUCGACGCGUGCGCAGCGGGCGUUGCCUGGCCGACGGCGCUGCGACUCCUGGAGGUAAUGGAGUCGAGACGGGUGGUUCCCGAUACCAUCACCUUCCAGUCCUUGAUCAGCUCCUGUGAGGAGGCCGGCGAAUGGGAGUUUGCACUGCACCUGCUUUCCUGGAUGCCCACUCAGCAGUGCACUCCGAAUGUUGUCGGCGCGAGCAGCGCCGUCAGUGCUUGUGAAAAGAAAAGCUGCUGGGAAGCAGCCGUCCUGCUGCUUCUCGCGAUGCCGACUUUGAGGUGCGUGCCGAAUGUCAUUAGCUACAACAGUGCCGUCGCCGCUCUGGAGCGAGGGAGCUGUUGGCAUAUCGCCCUGUCGCUUCUGGGCCAGAUGUGCGCAACAGCUGUGAACCCAGACCUGACCACAUUCAACGCUGCCACUGGCUGCUGCGAAAGAUCUCAUCGCGUCUUCGAGCUGCUCCCGCUGCUUGGCAGCCUCCCAGCAAGAGCACUGCAGACGCUGCGGCGAGGUUCAAGAAAAACGUGUCCCCCGCAGCUCUUGAGAUCUGUCGCCAUGGCCAAGACGAGCCUGCUGCCCGCAGUCUUGCUGCUCGCCUUCUUGGGCGCCUCCUGGCCCUUCGUGGGCCCCCGCGCGGCACCGAGCACGGAGGGCCGCACCGCCAUGCGCGGACAGGCUGGUGCCUCCGCCACUCCCUGGACACCCGUCCUGAGCCGUGACGUGGUGGAGAUCGAGUUCACCGCCCCCGCGCAGGGUGCCCGCUGCCGCUUCAUGAUCAAGGCUGAUGCAGACGUCAACGACGUGCUGAAAGAGGGCCGCAAGAGGUUGGGCUUCGACCAGGCUUGGAUGCCAGACUCUGACUUCAAGAUCUACGACUCCGAAAAUGAGGACAAGGGCCCACUCAAGGGCAAGAUGAAGGACAACGGCCUUGUUGACUUUACCUACGAGGUCCACCUUUACUAUGAGCCCCAGUAA
This is a messenger RNA of Symbiodinium natans, 2043 nucleotides long. Lineage: Eukaryota; Dinophyceae; Suessiales; Symbiodiniaceae. The record is from the annotation of a GenBank genome assembly.